AUGUUGGACUUUCCACAUGAACUUUUAUCAUGUGGACAUUUUAUCUUAGAAGCUAAAAGGGUUAUCCUCAACGAACAAUUAGAUAAAAUAGCAAACAUGACUCUAUCAGACGACCACACACCUCAGCAUACUGAUGGAAUGCUAUGCGGCUAUCCAGAAAUUGCUAACGAAGCUGAACCUGAAAUACUUUCUGAAGUAGACGACUUUAUGAAGGAUGAUACUGAUAUUCAAUUUGAAAGCCACCCAAACAAUUCACAUCCAAAUCUGGAGCUGAAUAAAAUAGAAACUGCAGAAAAACUAGACGAUUUUAUCACCAAUUUAAAAAGUCAUCAACAUGAAUCAAGAAAAAAAUCUUCAAUAAUCAUUAAGAAAACAUUAAUUAAAAACUAUGAAAAUUCAGAAUCGUUCAAAAACAGAUUUAAAAGUCAAAAAGCCAUUAUCGACUUGCAACGAUCGAAAAUUGAUGAACAGACAAAAAUAAUCAACGAGCUUAAAUUAGGUAUAAUUCGUGAAGAUCUAAUAAAAUCUAUUGAAAAUACUAAAAUUAAUAUAAGGGAAAUAUUCAGUAACUGCUCUGGAAAAUUAUUAGCUCAAGCACCUAUGAUACAAGCUGUAGAAGAACGAAAAAAAAUGAUGAUAACUUCACAGAAAGUACCCAAAACUUAUCAAAAGAUGCACCAAAGGGCUAUUGAGAGAGCUAAUUACCGAGAAAUAAUAUUAGAGAGGAAGAGAUUGAUAGAAGAAACAAGGCAAAAAUUGCUAGAGGAGGCUAUAGAGAAGAAAAAAGUUUUAGAAGAAGAAGAAAGAAAACGAAACUUGGAAAUCAUUAGCGAACAACGAAAGAAGGAGCGACACUUGCAAAAAAUGCGCCGAGAAAAAACACAGGAAUAUGAAAGAAAAUUUUUAUUAGCGACUAAUUUUCAUAAAAAACUAUUGAUGCAGCAAAGUUUCAAAAAAGUGCUAAUAAAUUUUUUGAAAUCGAAAGAAAAUCAUUCUCUAGCAACCGAAUAUUACCGGCGCAAGCAAAAAUAUCGAAUAUUUAAAACCUGGUGGGGACACGUUGAAGCAAAAUAUAAAAUCAAAGAAGACACAGCAGAUGCUCAUUGCGAAUUUAGGAUUCUCAAAAGAGCAUUUGAGAAAUUUAAAGAGUUCAAAUUGGAUUGCAAACUAGAAAUGCAAGUAGCAGAAGACUAUUAUGACAUGUGGCUAACAAUCCAUACAUUUAAUCGGUGGCACAGAUAUGCUUGUAAGCAGAUUAUGUUGGAACGCAACAAAAUUGAAAUAGCGAAAAAACAUUACAUAAGGAGACUCCUAUUUCAAUUUUUUUUCCAAUGGCGAACUUUACCAGCAGUGCUGCAAUUGGAAAAAGCUAAAAAUGAAAAGAAACGAAAAUGGAGAGAAAAAGUUUGGGAAAUCUUACCGGAUUAUCAUCCUCCUGAAGAUGUGUGAAGAUGUUCCCUUUUUGUGUAUUUUUUAAUAAAACAAUUGCAUUUUUUCUAAAGUAUUUUUAUCAAACUAAUAAAAUGUGUUUACAAUUUAUUGGAAAAAGUUUUCAUAUUUAAGUGUGACACAGUUAAUAACAGUCCGAGUAACGAUCUAAAGUUCUGGAUAAUAAUAAUAAUAAUCAUAAUAAUAAUAAUAAUAUAAAAAUAAAUUCAGACAACAGGAGUUCAAAAUUGCAAUCACCUCCAUCUGCUUUUCAACCUCCAUCACAUCACCUUGCAGGAGGCAUAACUUGGUAUCAAAGACCUCCUUGCAAUGUCCAUGAGCAUUUUCUGCUCAUCUUUUGUGUUGCCACCUUUGCCUCGAUAUUAACCAGCUCUCUUUGCCUCCUCAAGGGGUUCUUUUCGUUUCCGGCAUGGUUUUCUCAUCGAGGUUGACAUUUUUUUAAACUUGAAUCACAUACUGAUCCCAAUGAUCCCUCACCUCAGGUAACUCCUGCCUAAUAUUCCCCCACAAUCCCACAUCGAGUGUCCUGAAGAGGCAGUUGCCAUCCCCCUGAAUCCAAGGGUAUCUGCUUGCUAAAUUGCCUAGAGGGUUGUCGCUUCUGCUGUUUUGUUUGGAAUAGAUAGAUAAGUGAAUGGAUGGGUCAAUGUCAAUGAUUAAACUUGUACUUUCCAAAUGCUUUCCAACUAUAUCGAAUAUCGAGGUAUUCAGCCAUUUUCUU
Molecule: messenger RNA, 2167 nt
Organism: Ceutorhynchus assimilis (cabbage seed weevil)
Lineage: Eukaryota; Metazoa; Arthropoda; Insecta; Coleoptera; Curculionidae
Source: the annotation of a GenBank genome assembly